ACUCAAAUAAAGUUUACAUUGUAGACAACACGCCAGUUAUUUCUAUAAUUUGCUGACAAUUGAAGUAAAAAAAAUAUAAUUUAAAGUUCUGGGACAACAUGGCAGACCAAUUGAGAGGGCGAGGAAGGGGCUUGGCCCUUCUCCAAGCAUUGAAGAAGACGCAAGCUCAGAGUUCAGGGGAGCCUACUCCAGAUGAUUCUCCAGAAAGUAGCGCAUCACCUAGUGUAGCUCCAAGUGUAGCUCCGAGUAUGAUGAGUGCCUUGACCUCAACUGCUGUGAGUUCCAGUGUUCCAUCGACAACUUCCCUAGGUGGCAGAGGAAAAAUUGCAGCUAUGCUUCUUGCAAAGGCACAGCAAAAGCCAGGAGCAGAGCCAGUCUUUGCACCAGCGUCUGACGUCAGUGCAUCAGUUCCAAAAGGAGCUGGCAGAGGUCUAAAGCUGUUACAAUCUCUUCAUGCUACAAAAGCUGCCGGUGAUUUUGGAAAGACCGAAGAAGCGGUGCAACAGGUGACCGAAAAAAUGGCUGAAACAUAUGUCUCUCAACCACCAGUACAGAGCGAAGGGAAACAAAGGAAAGUAUAUCGCGAAGUUAAAGACACGCCGCCAGUCGUAAAGAAAGGUACAAGUGGCACACCUGUAGAUGUUACAUGCAACUACAUAUACUUAAAUUUUCAAGAGAACAGUGUCUUCGAGUAUGAAGUAAGGUACACUCCCGACCAGGACUACAAGAACUUGAGGUUUAAACUUCUAGCUGAACAUCGUCAAUACUUUAAAGAAAAAACUUUUGAUGGGACCACACUUUAUGUACCACACAAACUGCCUGAUGAAGCACUCGACUUGACUUCCACCAACCCAUUUGACAACAGCAAAGUCAAAAUAAAUAUAAUAUUCCGUAGAACACGCAAACUGAGCGAGAUGAUACAUAUAUACAAUGUUAUAUUCAAAUGUAUCAUGAAAGACUUGCAGUUGGUCAGAUUUGGUCGCGAUCAUUUUAAUGAAAAGGCUGCUGUUCAAAUACCGCAGCACCGAUUGGAGGUUUGGCCUGGUUACGUGACAGCAGUCGACGAGUACGAAGGAGGUUUAAUGUUGACAUUAGACUCCACGCACCGAGUACUGCGUACACAGACUGUACUGUCGUUUAUAAAGGAGGUUGUGCAGGCUGAAGGCGCUGGUUGGAAGAAGGCGAUGGCAGAACGACUUGUUGGAUGUUCAGUUAUGACUACGUAUAAUAAGAAGCUGUUUAGAGUUGACAGUAUCGACGAUACAAUGUCACCUAAAUCUACAUUCGAGAAAGUGGAAGAUGGGAAACCAGUUAAGAUUAGCUUCAUUGACUAUUAUAAGAAAAACUAUGGUAUAGAUAUUAAGGACUGGGACCAACCUUUGCUUAUAUCUAGAGACUCCAAACGCCUACCUGGGUCAGAAAAACCAACAGAUUUCAUGAUAUGUUUAAUCCCUGAAUUAUGUCAGUUGACCGGUCUUACGGAUGAUCAACGAAGCAACUUCAGAUUGAUGAAAGACGUCGCUACGUACACCAGAAUUACGCCUAACCAACGUCAUUCUGCGUUUAAAAAGUACAUAGAAACAGUACUCAAGAACGAAACAGCAAAAAGCCGUCUCUCAGGCUGGGGGCUUAGUAUAGCACCGGAGACAGUCAAUCUAACUGCUCGUACAUUAUUACCCGAAACGAUUUACUUCGGUAACAAUGUGAAGGUUCCUGGUAAACCCAAUGCUGACUGGAAUGGUGAUAUAACUAGGAAUCAUGUGAUGCAAGCAGUUGAUAUCAUGAAGUGGGUACUGCUUUACACUGAUAGAGAUAAACAAGCUGCUAAGGAUUUCGUGGACACUGUAAAGCGUUCCUGUCGUCCAAUGGGCAUCAAUGUCUCCGACCCUGAAAUGAUUCGUUUGCCGAACGACCGCACUGACUCGUACGUGACAGCCCUGAAGAAACUGAUAACGCCCCAUCUACAAAUCAUUGUAGUUAUAUGCCCGUCGGCUAGGGAUGACAGAUACAGUGCUAUUAAGAAAAUAUGCUGUGCAGAUAAUCCUGUUCCUUCGCAGGUGAUAAACGCUCGCACAUUGAUGAACCAGAACAAGAUUCGUUCCAUAACUCAAAAGAUAUUGCUUCAAAUGAACUGUAAGCUUGGCGGUACUCUGUGGAACAUAUCCAUACCUUUCAAGACGGCGAUGGUCAUCGGAAUCGAUUCGCAUCAUGAUGCAACGCGGAAGAAGCAGAGCGUUUGUGCUUUCGUUGCAUCAUACAAUCAGUCGAUGACACACUGGUAUUCGCGGGUUAUGUUCCAAGCGAGGGGUCAAGAAAUAGUGGAUAGUUUAAAGGAAUGUCUUGUUGAGGCUCUCAAACACUACCUCAAGGUUAAUGCGACGUUCCCUGACAGAAUUAUUAUAUACAGGGACGGCGUUGGCGACGGCGAAAUGAAAGUGGUCCAGCAAUACGAGAUACCUCAAAUGCAGAUCAGCAUGGCGUUAUUAAACAAGGAGUACAAACCCUCACUCACAUACAUUGUGGUACAGAAACGUAUUAACACGAGGAUAUUUAUGAAGGCUGGUGGCGGACUUGAAAACCCGAAUCCAGGGACUGUCGUUGAUUAUGGGAUUACUAGACGUGAUUGGUACGACUUUUUAAUAGUAUCGCAGAAAGUCAACCAAGGUACCGUAACUCCUACUCAUUACGUAGUAGUACACGAUUCUAGCGACAUGACUCCGGACCAGUGCCAAAGGAUAACAUAUAAGCUCUGCCACUUGUACUAUAACUGGCCUGGCACAGUAAGAGUGCCAGCACCCUGCCAAUACGCCCACAAACUGGCAUACUUAGUUGGCCAGAAUAUGCACCAACAACCUGCUGAAGUGUUAGCGGACAAAUUGUUCUUCUUGUAAAUUGUAUUUUUAGUAUGUAAUGUGAUUCUAUUUUUUUAUGUAGUGUAAUGUAAGUCAUACUUGCUAGUAUGUGGCGUAUUGGCCAAGGCUUGGCCAAUAAUUAGGCAAUGUAAGUGAUAUUAGUAUGUGGCCAACAAUUGGCCAAGGGUUGGCCAAUUAUUAGGCUCACUUUGGUACUUAAUUUCACUUUCUUACUCUGAAAAUUAAUAGCUCCAGUUUAUUGAAGAUUGAAAAAACAACUGAUUUAUUAUGAAUAAUAACUAUUGAUAAUGUUGUUGCCAAGGUGUUAAGUGGCAGAACAACACUGCAUUGACCUUUUAUUAAAUAAUGUUUAAGAAUAAGCCUAUUGAUCUGAACGUGGCCAAUAUCCGACCAUUACUUGUGUAAGGUCGUAAAUAUAUGUCUGUGACAAUUAGUUUUAGAAAAAGUUUAUUACAAGAUUGUUGAAUUGAAUUGACAAUAGACUUUUUUUGUUCGGUAUAAAUCAGUGAUUUUACGACUUUUAGUCGUUUAAGACGAAACUUGAUUCAUUCUUUUCUUGUUAUAUCAUAGUUGAUUUUUGAUUUGAAAAUACAGUAGCUUCUAAAUAUUGAUUUGCUCUCUUUAGAAAUGUGAACAAAAAUAUUAGUUACUAUAAAUACAUUUCCUUUUACAAUUGCUUUGUAAAGUAUUAUCAAACUGAUGCGAAUUUAUUAUAUAUUAGUAAUAUAAUUAUUAAUAUUCGUGUAUUCUUUCUUGGUAACGUCUCAAAUGUACGAAACUGGAUGAAUGCUAUUAAGAAAAUGCUCAGUAGUCAGUACUAUAUGUCCUUCGAUCGUAACUAGUUAUUUUCUUUACCCGAAAACUGAAAUUUCAUGUGCCUGUAUGUCGAAUCUCAUGUUUGUAUGGCGAUAGUUGCUGCCAUAGCAACGAUAUAUAGAAAUAAUAGAUAGUUGAGUACUAACAUUGCUUCAGAGACUUACAUCGUUUUGACAGUGAUAAGUCCUACGUUUCUGUAUAUGCGAAAUGCUACUGAAAUUCGAGACUACUGCCUCCGAUAACUUCGAUUUCAAUUUAGUUAUAAGUACUGGUUCGCUUCUCCCCACCUCAUUGUUAAAAAUUGGCCAUAAUAAACCAAAUAAUAAGUGUUAAUUAUAAAAUUAUUGGCGUCUAGUCCUCAAUAACGUUGUUGUGUUACCUACUUUUAAAAGCUGCUCAGUUUUAGGAUUAAGCCUAAAGUUAGUUAACUCUGUCAAUUAUUGGUUGAAUAGGUAGAUAAGGAAAUAUCUUAGUA
This is a messenger RNA of Trichoplusia ni (cabbage looper), 4164 nucleotides long. RefSeq names its product piwi-like protein Ago3 (gene Ago3). The coding region runs from base 99 to 2891 and encodes 930 amino acids. Gene Ontology annotation, biological process: regulatory ncRNA-mediated gene silencing. Gene Ontology annotation, cellular component: P granule. NCBI's taxonomy places the organism in Eukaryota, Metazoa, Arthropoda, Insecta, Lepidoptera, Noctuidae. Gene Ontology annotation, molecular function: piRNA binding; protein binding. The transcript has 17 exons. The record is from RefSeq and is a predicted model, not a curated record.